Messenger RNA from Cylas formicarius (sweet potato weevil), 3137 nucleotides. It is a transcript of the gene garnet, whose product is annotated as AP-3 complex subunit delta. NCBI's taxonomy places the organism in Eukaryota, Metazoa, Arthropoda, Insecta, Coleoptera, Brentidae. Gene Ontology annotation, cellular component: presynaptic endosome; endosome membrane; membrane coat. The coding region runs from base 220 to 2961 and encodes 913 amino acids. The record is from RefSeq and is a predicted model, not a curated record. The transcript has 15 exons. Gene Ontology annotation, biological process: neurotransmitter receptor transport, postsynaptic endosome to lysosome; Golgi to vacuole transport; synaptic vesicle membrane organization.
CCUAAUCUGCGCUUGACGUUUAACGUGGCUAAAAUAGCAGAUUAAUCUUAUUUUAUGUUUAUUUUGAUAAGAAUUCCGUGAUUUUUGCCAAAGACUGUGAUAUGAACACCGCGUUAUGCUAAUUGUCAUUCAGAUGCUUUACCCCGUAGGGUCUUGGAGCCGUUGCAUUUUGCCGAGUGAAUUUACAAUUCGGUGGUGUAGGCCCUGAUAUUAGGAAAAAUGGCUUUAAAGAAAGUAAAAGGCAACAUCGAACGGAUGUUCGAAAAAAACCUCACCGAUUUGGUGCGGGGGAUAAGGAACAAUAAGGAAAAUGAGAGUAAGUAUAUAGCCCAAUGUAUGGAAGACAUAAAACAAGAACUCCGACAAGAUAAUUUGUCCGUUAAAAGCAACGCCAUCGCCAAGCUCACAUAUUUGCAAAUGCUUGGCUAUGACAUAUCUUGGGCUGGAUUUAACAUCAUUGAAGUUAUGAGCUCAAGUAAAUUUACUCUGAAAAGAAUUGGGUAUCUGGCUGCCAGCCAGUCCUUCCACUGCGACUCAGAGUUACUUAUGCUUACCACAAAUAUGAUAAGGAAGGAACUGAACUCUCAGAAUCAGUAUGAAGCAGGUUUGGCUUUGACUUCUCUGAGCUGUUUUAUCAGUACCGAUUUAGCUAGGGACUUAUCAAAUGACAUUUUAACUUUGUUAAGUUCCACAAAACCUUACAUUAGGAAAAAGGCUGUUUUGAUGAUGUAUAAAGUUUUUCUUAAGUAUCCUGAAGCUUUAAGGCCUGCAUUUCCCAGGCUAAAAGAAAAACUGGAGGACCCAGACCCUGGUGUACAAUCUGCUGCAGUCAAUGUUGUUUGCGAAUUAGCCAGAAAAAACCCAAAAAAUUAUUUAAGUUUAGCGCCGGUAUUUUUCAAACUGAUGACUACCAGUACAAAUAAUUGGAUGUUAAUCAAGAUUAUUAAAUUGUUUGGUGCCCUGACGCCUUUAGAACCUAGGCUAGGCAAGAAGUUGAUAGCGCCCCUUACAAACCUGAUACACAGCACAUCCGCCAUGAGCCUACUCUAUGAGUGCGUCAACACUGUCAUCGCAGUUUUAAUUAGCAUAUCUUCGGGCAUGCCUAAUCACGAAGCCAGCAUACAGCUCAGCGUACAGAAGAUGAGAAUUUUAAUUGAGGAUUCUGACCAGAACUUAAAGUAUCUCGGCUUGUUGGCCAUGUCAAAAAUCCUUAAAACUCACCCCAAGAGCGUGCAGGCUCACAAGGAUUUAAUUCUGCAGUGUUUGGAAGACAAAGAUGAGUCUAUUCGAUUGAGAGCGUUGGAUUUGUUAUAUGGAAUGGUUUCCAAAAAGAACUUGAUGGAAAUUGUGAAGAAACUCAUGAUUCACAUGGAUAAAGCCGAGGGCACCACUUAUCGUGAUGAACUGCUCAGUAAAAUUAUUCUCAUUUGCUCCCAGAACAACUACCAGUUCAUAACGAAUUUCGAGUGGUACAUUACCGUGCUGGUGGAGCUUGCCCAGCUGGAGUUUGGAUCAAAACAAGGUCACGUGAUCGCUUCCCAGCUUAUGGACGUCUGUAUCCGGGUGCAGGCGAUCCGGGCAUUUGCUGUCUCUGAGAUGGCUCAGCUCCUGGACGUCUACACCUCCACCUCGCAGUUUACCAUUAUGCAAGAGGUUUUAUAUGCCGCCGCCUGGUUGACGGGAGAAUUUGCCAGCGAAUUGAAGAGUCCCAAGCAAACGCUGAGGUGCAUGUUGAAGUAUAAGAAGCUGCCCCAGCACAUCGAGGUCGUGUUUCUUCACAACAUUCUAAAGUUGUUCGCUCACAUCCUCGCGAAAGAAAAAACUGAGGUUGACCGUGAGUCAGACGACGGCCCGUUGGUGGAGUUGUGCGACCUGGUGCUAGAAAAAAUGAACGAAAGUAUCAAAUCGGCCGAGCUGGAAGUCCAGGAGCGGGCCAGCACCACCUUGGUCAUCGUUAACAUCGUCAAGGAGGAACUUAGUAAGGAAGAGCUGUCUUCGGGGAAAGAAAGUAUAGUCUCUGAGCUGUUGAGCUUCUUCAGCGGCGAACUGAACCCGGUAGCGCCGAAAGCGCAGAAGAAAGUGCCCGUGCCGGAAGGGUUGGACCUGGAUGCCUGGAUCAACGAGCCGAUCGACGAAACCGACUCCGACAGCGAGCCGGAAAACAUGGACACCCUGUUCGUCAAGGUCGACAAGUACGACUAUGGCGAUAAGCUGGACAAGUCCCGCUACGAGCCGACCGAGGAGGAACUGAAAAAAAACCGCGAGGCGCGGAAGUAUGAGCAGCAAAACAAUCCGCACUACCUGAAGAGUACUCACUCGUCCGGUCGGAGCAGCAACGGCAGCGGCGAGAACGACGAGAACGGUGUCCCUGCAGUCGCCGAGCUCAGCCUGAAGGUGCCGCUGAAGGUGGUCGGCGAGAAACGCUCGGACAAGUACCUCGCGUUGCACAAGCAGAAAUCGAAAAAGAAGAGCAAGAAAAAGAAGAAGAAGCACCAUAAGUCGGAGAGUUCGUCGGAGGAUAACGUGACUGAGAGUGUUCAAGUGAAGAGGGACCUGGAGCUGCCCGAGGGAGCCACCCUGUCCGAUUCGGACAGCGACCAUCGCAAGGUUGAUGACCCACAUAGAGCAUUGGACAUCGACCUGGAUUUACCCCCCAUAGGCGCGGCGGAGAAAGAGACUGAUAAAGACGUCGAAGUGAACAAGGAGGAGAAGAAGGAGAAGAAAAAAUUAAAAAAGAAGGAAGAGAAGGGGACCAAGCGCAAGUCGGAAAAGAAGAAAGAGAAGCAGAAGGUGGCCGAUUUGUUGGGUUUCGCGGAGGAGGUGGAGCAAACGGAGGCCAAAGCAAAGAAAGAAAAGAAGAAGAAGUCGAAAGACAAGGAGGGGAAAUCAAAGUCGAAAAAGUCGAGUUCGGGCUAUGAGGAGGCGUUGGGUAUAUCGACACCAAGCAAGGAGUUCAGUUAAUUUUAAGUUGCAAUAACAAUUCUUUAGGCUUGUUACGUAUCUCAUCACUAAUUUUCUUUUCGUUGAUGUUUACCCUAGUUUCAUUUAUCGAAAAUAUACAUACAUUAUUUUUUGAUUUUCUUUUAAAUUUCGUCGCGUAAAGUGCAAUUUUAUCCCUCCAGAAGGCAGAAACCAGA